Erigeron canadensis is the source of this 1946-nucleotide messenger RNA. RefSeq names its product calcium-dependent protein kinase 13. The transcript is spliced from 7 exons. Gene Ontology annotation, cellular component: cytoplasm; nucleus. Gene Ontology annotation, biological process: peptidyl-serine phosphorylation; intracellular signal transduction; protein autophosphorylation. NCBI's taxonomy places the organism in Eukaryota, Viridiplantae, Streptophyta, Magnoliopsida, Asterales, Asteraceae. Bases 128 to 1711 code for a protein of 527 amino acids. The record is from RefSeq and is a predicted model, not a curated record. Gene Ontology annotation, molecular function: calmodulin binding; ATP binding; calcium/calmodulin-dependent protein kinase activity.
CUUUACUCUUUUCUUUUUCACACAACUACUUCCUUUCCUUCAUCCCCCUCUCUCUCUCUCUAUCCAAAAUCCAAAUAUACAAAUUCCAUUCCAAAUGGUAUAACCAAAAAAAAAUUUAAAAAAAAAAAUGGGAAAUUGUUGCAGAUCUCCAGCAGCCGUAGCAAGAGAAGAUGUAAAGCCAUCAAAUGACCAAAAUAACCGGAAAGAUAAACCCACAAACGGUAAGAAAACCCCAGUUACUGUUUUACCUAAUUUAUCUAAAAUCAAUAUUGAAGAGAAAUAUGCUUUAGAUAGAGAACUGGGUCGUGGUGAAUUCGGUGUAACUUAUUUAUGUAUAGAUCGAAAUUCACGAGAACUUUUAGCUUGUAAAUCGAUAUCGAAACGAAAGUUAAGAACAGCGGUAGAUGUAGAUGAUGUUAGGAGAGAAGUUGAGAUCAUGAAACAUUUGCCCGAUAAUUCGAGUAUUGUUACGUUGAGGGAAGCGUGUGAGGACGAGAAUGCGGUCCAUUUGGUUAUGGAGUUGUGUGAGGGUGGGGAACUGUUUGAUCGGAUUGUCGCCAGGGGACAUUAUACGGAACGGGCUGCCGCCGCGGUUACUAGGACUAUUGUUGAGGUUGUUAUGUUGUGUCAUAGACAUGGUGUUAUUCAUAGGGAUUUGAAACCCGAGAAUUUUUUGUUUGCGAAUAAGAAGGAGAAUUCGCCGCUUAAAGCUAUUGAUUUUGGCUUGUCUAUUUUCUUCAAGCCAGGUGAGACAUUCUCUGAAAUUGUUGGAAGCCCAUAUUACAUGGCUCCUGAGGUGCUUAAGCGUAAUUACGGACCAGAGAUCGAUAUAUGGAGUGCGGGAGUAAUUCUUUACAUCUUAUUAUGUGGUGUACCACCAUUUUGGGCUGAGUCAGAACAAGGGGUUGCACAAGCCAUUCUUCGCGGGCAAAUAGAUUUCAAACGUGAACCAUGGCCUAGUGUUUCUGAAGGUGCCAAGAGUCUUGUACGUCAAAUGUUGGAGCCUGAUCCGAAGAUUCGGCUCACAGCUAAACAAGUGCUUGAACAUCCUUGGAUCCAAAAUGCUAAGAAGGCUCCAAAUGUUCCCCUUGGUGAUGUUGUCAAGUCGAGGCUAAAACAGUUCUCAUUAAUGAAUCGAUUCAAGAGAAAAGCUCUAAGGGUUAUUGCUGAUUUCUUGUCCAAUGAAGAAGUUGAAGACAUCAAAGAAAUGUUCAAAAAGAUCGACAUUGAUGAUGAUGGCACUGUCACAGUUGAAGAAUUAAAAAUUGGAUUGCAAAAGCUGAACACACACCUUGCGGAAUCUGAAAUACAGUCUUUUAUUGAAGCUGUAGAUAUGAAUGGAAAAGGCACACUUGACUAUGGCGAAUUUGUUGCUGUUUCGCUACAUGUCAGGAAAAUGGCGAAUGAUGAGCAUCUACACAAGGCUUUCUCAUACUUUGACAAAGAUGGUAAUGGCUAUAUAGAACCCAAUGAGCUACGGGAUACCUUAAUGGAAGAUGGAGACGAUACUUCUGCAGAUAUUGCAAAUGAUAUCUUCCAAGAAGUUGACAUAGAUAAGGAUGGCAAAAUCAGCUAUGAGGAAUUUGCUGCCAUGAUGAAAACAGGAACCGAUUGGAGAAAGGCUUCUCGACAUUAUUCAAGAGGAAGGUUCAACAGCCUGAGUGUGAAAUUAAUGAAAGAUGGUUCUCUAAACUUGGGGAGUACCGAGUAAGAUUUAUCAGAAAGAUUUCGCUUGAUUUCUGUUUUUUGUAAUUAUAUUGCCGGGUUCUGUUUGAUUAGGCGGCCUCCUUCCGCCACCAUUGACCUACAAUAGGAUUGAUGAGAGGUGAGUUCUUCCUAUGUUAUCUCUCCUUAAAUGUUGUAAGUUUGUCCGAGUCCCUUCGUGUAGUUUGAUUCUGGCCUAUUUUACCGUUAAAGUGUUCUAGUGAAGCUUUAUUUGUUUAUUA